AUGGUCGAAAUCAUCGAAUUCUACAUUGCCAGCAACCCGCCUCUUCUACCCCAAGGCGUGUCUGAAGUGAUACGACGCGUCCAAGACGCCGAGGGUCUCCUAGAAAUACUGUACGAGCCGCAUGUGCCCUGGUUCAGGUGCGUGUCGCUGCCUGGUUACCAGCGGCACAUCACCACCGCGGUGCAGGACAACCUCUUCGCCAUUGCCGACGAGGACGUCGACACGCUCGACAUUGAGAACCAGGGGAACGGCGACUCCGAGUAUGUGGGCAGGGGAAGCAAGGCAUACACGUUUGCCGACGGCGACAUCUUCCCGGCGGACGUGGCCGAGACAAAAUUCAAGACCGCCUGGCGCCGCCUGGAAGAGCAACCAGGUGCAACUUUGCAGGACCUGCUGGACAGGGUGUCCCAAACCAUCGAGGAGUUUGAGUCCCUGACAAAAUGUACCAUAUUAUACAAUUCCCGACAAACAGCCGUGUACAUUGGCUCGAAUGAGAGCCCUGAUUUGGUCAACUGGACCAUUGAUCGAUUAGACGAUAUGAUGGAUCACUAUGAUGUACUUUCUAAUCUCCGCUCUAUUCGUGAGGCGCUCCCUGCUGCUGUCACUGAGCCAGUUCCAGUCAGCCGUGAUCCGUUGGACGACAUCCCCGCCCGCGUCAACGCGAGUCUGCCGGACUCCGUCGCGCCCUGGGCCGAUCCAUUCAAAAACGAGGAGAGCUUAAUUUAA
Messenger RNA from Cordyceps militaris CM01, 726 nucleotides. RefSeq lists its product as uncharacterized. The record is from RefSeq and is a predicted model, not a curated record. Lineage: Eukaryota; Fungi; Ascomycota; Sordariomycetes; Hypocreales; Cordycipitaceae. The transcript is spliced from 4 exons. The coding region runs from base 1 to 726 and encodes 241 amino acids.